UCCUGUACUUUUAUUAAUACAUACAAUAAUGAAAUUAAGAUUAUAUUUAAUUUAUUAUUUAUAUCUCACUUAAUUUUAUAGUUUAGACAGAAGAUUAAUAAAUUAUAUAUUGCUGGAUACUCAGUAUCACUCGUUGCUCUGUUGAUAUCGCUUGCAAUUUUCUUUUAUUUUCCUUCACUUCAGUGCAUUCGUAUUACCAUUCACAAGAAUCUGUUUUUCUCAUUUAUCAUGAACAACAUGACAUGGAUCAUAUGGUAUACCGAAGUGGUUCAACACGUAGAAGUUUUGGAAGCAAAUAAUAUAGGAUGCCAAAUUUUGCAUAUAGUUGUGCAUUAUUUUCUUGUGUGCAACUAUUUCUGGAUGUUCUGCGAGGGAUUACAUUUGCAUACAUUGAUGGUCUUCGCUUUUGUACAAGAAAAUAAAAUAUUCAAAUGGUUCUGUGUUAUUGGAUGGGUUUUACCGCUGAUAUUAAUUACUAUAUACAGCUCGGUCAGAGCAUCUAUAUCUAAGGAAGCAGUUUAUUGCUGGAUAGAAGAAAGUCCGACAUUCUAUAUAAUAACAGUACCGGUGUGUAUAUCAAUGCUGUUGAACGUCAUCUUUUUGGUUAACAUUGUACGUGUUCUAGUGACAAAAUUAAGAGCUGCAAAUUCUCCAGAGACGCAUCAAACUAAGAAAGCAGUUCGAGCUACUUUGAUCCUCUUACCACUGUUGGGUUUGCAUUAUUUGGUAACACCUUUCCGUCCGGAUCCAGGAACAAGAGGAGAAGUAGUUUAUGAGAUUAUUGCUACUAUAGUAACAUCAUUUCAGGGUUUUUGUGUUGCAUUAAUAUUCUGCUUUUUCAACGGUGAGGUAGUUGCACUAUGGAAGAAAAAGUGGAUGAGGUCAAGACUUAACCGUGGAAAGGAUAUGAGAGUAUCGUAUGCGGCUACAACUUUGUCUGAGUAUCAAGUUCCUGUAAGUUUGCAAGGCUAUAAAGCUCCUAUAAGUUCGCAGGACAAUAAAGCUCCUGUAAGUUUGGAAGGCUACAAAGCUCCUGUAAGUUUGCAGGACUACAAAGCUCCUGUAAGUUUGCAGGACUAUAAAGCUCCUGUAAGUUUGGAAGGCUACAAAGCUCCUGUAAGUUUGCAGGACUACAAAGCUCCUGUAAGUUUGCAGGACUAUAAAGCUCCUGUAAGUUUGGAAGGCUACAAAGCUCCUGUAAGUUUGCAGGACUACAAAGCUCCUGUAAGUUUGCAGGACUAUAAAGCUCCUGUAAGUUUGGAAGGCUACAAAGCUCCUGUAAGUUUGCAGGACUACAAAGCUCCUGUAAGUUUGCAGGACUAUAAAGCUCCUGUAAGUUUGGAAGGCUACAAAGCUCCUGUAAGUUUGCAGGACUACAAAGCUCCUCAACCGUCAACCUGUAAUGUUGGCUUAUCCGCAGAACUUGGUAGUCAGCAGUGA
Molecule: messenger RNA, 1440 nt
Organism: Centruroides sculpturatus (bark scorpion)
Lineage: Eukaryota; Metazoa; Arthropoda; Arachnida; Scorpiones; Buthidae
Product: calcitonin gene-related peptide type 1 receptor-like
Exons: 11
Coding region: 229-1440 (403 amino acids)
Biological process (GO): adenylate cyclase-modulating G protein-coupled receptor signaling pathway; cell surface receptor signaling pathway
Cellular component (GO): plasma membrane
Molecular function (GO): G protein-coupled peptide receptor activity
Source: RefSeq, a predicted model, not a curated record